AUGCGCGGCCAGUAUGCGCAGCACCAGGUCCUCCUCUAUUCUCUGUCCCAUCACGCCGUAGUGGUGGUCACUCGGAGGCUGCUGGGCUCUCCUCCGGGGGAUGGAUUUUGAGAAUCUUUUCUCCAAACCCCCCAACCCGGCCCUCGGCAGGAAGCCGGCCACGGACUCCGAUAACAGAAUCAGUGAUGAAAUAGAUGAUACAGAAAUUGAAGAAACACAAGAAGAGAAAAUAAAAUGGCAAGUAAAACUGAAGCGUGAGCCUGUCCCCAAAAAGUUUAGGCACUUUGGAAACUCCCCGAAGAAUUUGCUACAUAGAAAAUCAAGAAGUAAGGACUAUGAUGUAUACAGUGAUGAUGUUUGCGGUCAGGAAUCUGAAGAUAAUUUCGCUAAAGAGCUUCAGCAGUAUAUACAAGCUAAAGAAAUGGCAAAAGCUGCACAGUCCUUACCGUUUCCUGAAGAGUCCAUGAAGAAAGAGGAAGACAAAGGUGCCCGGAAAGCUGUUAAACAAAACAAUAAAAACCUUAAAGCUGCCCGCAAGAAUGGUAAACAGAAGAAAAUGAAGCGGAAGUGGGCUGGCGCUGCAGACAAGGGCUCAAAAGCGUCACCAGGGAACAGUGGCACGCAGGAACAGGGUGGUGAGCCCAGAGAGAAGCAGCAGCACGUGCAUAUGAGUCAGGGGUUCAUCAACCAGCACACCGUGGAGCGCAAGGGAAAGCAAGUGUGUAAAUAUUUCCUCGAAAGGAAAUGCAUUAAGGGAGACCAGUGUAAAUUUGACCAUGAUGCAGAGAUAGAGAAGAAAAAGGAAAUGUGUAAGUUUUACGUACAGGGAUAUUGUACCAGAGGCGAAAACUGUCUGUAUUUGCAUAAUGAAUACCCUUGCAAGUUUUACCAUACAGGAACAAAAUGUUACCAGGGAGAGCACUGCAAGUUUUCACAUGCCCCUCUGACUGCUGACACACAAGAACUGUUGGCUAAAGUUUUGGAUACUGAAAAGAAGUCAUCAUGAAAAUAAAAGCUUUGUAUAGAUGAAGAGUGCUUCUGUUGGUGCCUGUUCAGGACUCUUGAAGAUUGGUGAUUUGGACGGGCUUACCAGAGUCCUCAUUUAAAGCACCUUCCUGAGUCAUUCUGACGAUGCUCAGCUUCUUUCAUGGGUGAUCUGGAGGGACAGAGUCUAGUGUACGAGUAUAAGUGAAGGGGUUGGUCUUUAGCCAGUGGGACCAGAGAGGAGAUGAUGGCAGAGCUGCUGGCGGGGGAAACACUGUGGUCUCUUCUGCUUCAUUGAGUUUUCUCACUAAAAGAAGAAGCAAGCUUAGGCCAAGUGAGUGUGGUUGGCAUGGGUAAUGGAUGAAAGGUGAGUGUGCAGGGAGCCGUUCACGUCAUAGUCACAGCACUUAAUGGUUGUUCCCAGUGCUGUUUUAUGGCUUACAUUAUGGCUCUGUGUGUUUGUAUCAAAUUUCCUGUUGUUGGAUAUUUAAGUUGUUUUAAUUUCUUACUAUUAAAAAUAAAGUGGAACAGUGUCUCCU
Molecule: messenger RNA, 1523 nt
Organism: Rhinolophus ferrumequinum (greater horseshoe bat)
Lineage: Eukaryota; Metazoa; Chordata; Mammalia; Chiroptera; Rhinolophidae
Gene: ZC3H8
Product: zinc finger CCCH-type containing 8
Exons: 9
Coding region: 101-1006 (301 amino acids)
Biological process (GO): negative regulation of DNA-templated transcription
Cellular component (GO): nucleus
Molecular function (GO): metal ion binding; RNA binding
Source: RefSeq, a predicted model, not a curated record